Cuscuta campestris is the source of this 595-nucleotide messenger RNA. Lineage: Eukaryota; Viridiplantae; Streptophyta; Magnoliopsida; Solanales; Convolvulaceae. The record is from the annotation of a GenBank genome assembly.
CAAGCAUUUGAUUAAGUAAAUAUUAUGAUGGGUUCUUCAAAAUCAUCAUCCCCUUUGACGAUCCUCAUCGUAAUCUGCAACGCAUUAAUGGCGUCGCAGCUAGAGACGAGCAGCGCCAUCUAUGUGUUUAGAAAGGUGGUUAGGAUUAAGAGUUGGAUGCCGGGCCCGUACCCACUGUUGGCCCAUUGUCGGUCCAAAUCGGACGAUCUGGGAGAAUGGACAAUGGCCUGGAACGCGGAGCAAGACAUCAGCUUCAAGACCAACCUCUACGGGACCACUCUCUUCUGGUGUGACUUCAAAUGGGCCACUGAUACCCAGACCAAGUCCCAGAGUGUCCCUGUGUUUAACGACCAAGAUCCAAACAAUCCAUGCAAUGGAGAUAAGGAUGAGAAGUACUGCAAUUGGAUAGUCAAGCCCGACGGAUUUUACAGGGCCGCCGGCAACCAAACGAGGUUUCCCGACGAUUAUACGUUCAUCACUCCCUGGAAGUAGCUACCUAGGAUCUUACGCAAUGAGUGCAAGGAGGAUUAUUAGUUAUGGGUUAGUAAUUUUUCACUAAAAUUUCGAUGUGGGAAAAUAAUAUAGUUAUGCCAUG